This is a messenger RNA of Fusarium oxysporum Fo47, 2434 nucleotides long. RefSeq names its product hexokinase family protein. Lineage: Eukaryota; Fungi; Ascomycota; Sordariomycetes; Hypocreales; Nectriaceae. The coding region runs from base 481 to 2130 and encodes 549 amino acids. Gene Ontology annotation, biological process: glucose 6-phosphate metabolic process; glycolytic process; intracellular glucose homeostasis. Gene Ontology annotation, cellular component: cytosol; mitochondrion. The record is from RefSeq and is a predicted model, not a curated record. Gene Ontology annotation, molecular function: glucokinase activity; mannokinase activity; fructokinase activity. The transcript is spliced from 3 exons.
CCAUGACACAGCGUGAACUGCACUGCACUGCACUGAACUGAAUUCGACCAGACCGACUCCCCCUUGCAACGUCGACUCUUUUUCUGCUUCUUCUCUGUGGGACUCUGUUGUCGUCUGCUCCGCUCUACCCGUCCCUUCUCAUGCUUUGACCCCGUCAACUCCUGGCAUGUCCCAUCAGAGGUGGCCCAUCUCCAUCUUCGUGUUGUUUCCUUCAGAUCUCCCCUCGUCUGAGCUACCUAUCCAGGAACCUGUGCCUGUCCAUCAGACACCCUCCACCUGCUAGUAGCAGUAGUAGUUGGUCCAUCCAUCGGGGCGUAAGAUUCUCACCCUCACCCCAUCCCAUCUAUUCCUUCGAAGGCGGUUGCUUCAACCUCUUCUUUUCGCAUUCUCUUGGACUAUUUACAUUCUGCCGUGUCCAUGACUCAAACCUUCUUCCUUUUCCCCUUUCGUUUCUAUUUUCCAUAAUCACUCGUUGCCAUCAUGCCAGCGACUUUUCAAAAGACACUCUUGGCUGCCAUCAUCAAGAGCCUCCUUCGGGGGAAAUCACUGGUUCAGUCACUCUUGGCUUACUGGGGCAGCUCUCUGGGGCUUGAGACAAACACAAAGACGCGAUUUGCUAAUACGCCACGCAAAUCUGCCCAAGACUUCCUCAAAGAGGCAGAGGCUCUUUUCCUCGACCCUGUCAGUCAAGAUGGCCUGCAAGAACUAUCUAACAACCUACGAAAACAACUCCUAGAGCGACUAGAAACUGAUAUGGAGUGUAUGCUGCCGUCAUACAGUCAUCAGCUGCCAAGAGGUACAGAGGUCGGCCGCUUUGUGGCAUUGGAUGUUGGUGGUUCGACCCUCAGAGUAGCAUUGGUGGAACUGCGUGGUCGCGUGUCCAAUAUUGGCGAGGAGAGCAGGAUUGUGAGCAUGAGAAACUUCCACAUCACACCCGAGAUUAAAGCCCUAGAAGGCAUGUUGUUCUUCGACUGGAUGGCCGAGAAAAUACUAGAGACUCUAUCAGCAGAGCUAGAGCAGCAAGAUAGAUCUGAUGGACCUUUGCCUAUGUCGAUGGCAUGGAGUUUUCCCAUUGAACAAACAUCACUGGCAGGUGGCAAGUUGCAAGGGAUGGGCAAGGGCUUCGCUGCGUGCAACGGGUUGUUGGGUCAAGAUCUUGGAGAGAUCGUACGAACAGCCUGCUUGAACCGCGGUCUCAACGUAGAACUUCGAGCUAUUGUCAACGACUCUAGUGCAUGCUUACUAUCGGAGUCGUAUAACCACCCCACAACGAGAUUCGGUCUCAUCCUUGGUACUGGCGUCAACCUCGCUGCCUAUCUUCCUGUAUCCGCCAUCGGACGUGUCAAAUUUGGCGAGCGUCCUCCCCAAUGGUUCGAGAAAGCGACACAUGUCAUCAUCAACAGCGAGAUCAGCAUGAUGGGACGUGAUAUCUUGCCCUUGACAAGAUGGGACCGGCAAUUAUUGGCGAAUCACUCCCGACCUGAGUUUCAGCCUCUAGAGCACAUGGUCAGCGGCAUGUAUCUGGGCGAGAUUUGCAGAUUGGCACUUGUUGAGGCGAUUGAGUCGACUGGGGUUUUUGGAGGUGUUGUUCCUGUGUCCCUGGAGAAACCUUACUCGUUCUCAACCGAGACACUUUCUAUCAUUGAGAGGGAUACAAGCUCUGAUGCCGAAGAGGCACGCAAGCAAUUUUCCUCUCGCCACCCAUCGAGCCAACCCCCCACAGGUGCUGAUCUAUCAUUCCUCAAGCAACUAGCCGGUCUAAUCUCCAGGCGCUCAAGUGCGCUUGUUGCUGCUGGCGUACACGCUUUCUGGAACUUGCGCAUCGACAGCCAGAACAAGUUCGUGUCCACACUAUCACCCGGAUCAUCUGAGCGAGACAGCGCCGAAGCAGACCGUGACCUGGCUGAGACGACAGUAGCCUACAACGGCGGCGUUAUUGAGAGCUACCCUGGCUAUCUUGAUAGUUGUCAGUCGUAUCUAAAUGACUUGGUAGCGGCUGACAAGAUGAAAAAGUCUGGAAACAGAACAAUCAAGCUUGUGUCAGCAAAGGAGAGCUCCCUGAUGGGAGCAGCAGUGGCCUUGGCCUCUUUGGAGGAGGUCGUAGAGGGGCCAUUGGGCGUGGUUGGCUAAAGAAAAGGAACAGGUAUACGCCAUUUUAAUAUCACGUUAUAGCAUUGCAUCGGUGUUGGGCGUUUUGGUUUUUGAGAUGAAAAUGUCUUUGGAUGAUUUCUUAUGGAGAAUAUAUUCGGAUGAUGAACUUGGGACGGAGAUGUCGAUACUAUAUUAAUACAGCCCUUAGAUACACGUGUCCCUGGGAACUGCUCAUGAUAGCCUUAGGUCCCAAAAUUUGAUUCUCCAGUCUUGAAUAAUAGUCAUAUCAAAAGAUCUGCUAUCACAAUAACUGAAUUUUCUUAUGCUGGUGUUUGGUACCACC